Moneuplotes crassus is the source of this 1541-nucleotide messenger RNA. NCBI's taxonomy places the organism in Eukaryota, Ciliophora, Spirotrichea, Euplotida, Euplotidae. The record is from the annotation of a GenBank genome assembly.
AUGAGUUCGCUUCUUAACUUUCCGGAUGCUGAGACAGUAAAAGGGUUCUCCACAAAUUCAGUGAGCACUAAAACUGGGGUGAAGCCUAGCUCUUCAACCACUGAGAUAACUGAUGAAUAUACUAUGAUUUCAGAGAUGUUUAAUUUUGAGGAACUGAAAUAAAUCACCCAAUUUCGGAAUAAAAAUAUUUAACAAAGCAAUAUACAGGGGUGAGCUCCAAGAUAAUAAACGGCAUGGCCGAGGAUGCAUGACUUACCAAAACGGCAGGGUCUAUGAAGGAUUCUGGUACGCUGACAAACGCCACGGCGAUGGCUAUGAGAAAUACUCUAAUAACAACUUCUACCAAGGUCAGUUCAAGCAAGGCAGAGCUCAUGGAAAAGGCCUAUAUUCUUGGGUCACAGGUGAAACUUAUGAUGGCAACUGGGAGGAUGGCCUCAAACAAGGCUAUGGAGUCUGGAAAACCAAAACAGGCGAUUCCUACCUAGGCGAAUGGGACAAGAGCAAAGCGCACGGUUACGGUACCCAUAUAUGGAAGAAUGGGGAUAGGUACGAGGGAGAAUGGCAAAACUCACUCAAGCACGGAAAAGGAACUGAUAUCUUUGCUAACGGAGAAAGCUACACUGGUCAGUACUACAAAGGUAAACCUCAUGGGAUAGGAGAAUACACUUGGAAAAACGAUAGUAAAUAUAUUGGAGACUUCAAGAAUGGUCUCAAACAUGGUAAAGGAAAAUGGAUCAAAAGGGCAAGUGUUCCCCAUAGUAACACCUACGAAGGAGAUUACUUCAUGGAUAAGAAGCAUGGUCAAGGCGUAUUCAAAUGGGCCAGCGGCAAUGAAUACAGAGGAAGCUAUGUUGAAGAUGAGAGACAUGGUUAUGGAGAAAUGUUCUGGACCGACGGCAGUUUGUAUAGAGGAGAGUGGGUUAAAGGAAUCCAGCAUGGCCAAGGAGAAAUGCAUUUUCCUGAUGGGACCAGCAAAAUAGGAACUUUUGAUAAUAAUACAUAUGUUGCAAAAGAAAAAUCACGCCAAUCAAUGAGGGAGAAGUACGAGCAAAGCUCUAAAUCAUUAGAAAAAGGUCAUAAAGCUCUCAAAGAUACUCUUGACGUACGGAUAACAAACCAGUCGAUAAACACUAGCUUGAGCAAAACUCGCCUCAAACCGCUCUCUAACCCAGUCUCACCAAAAUUCUCUCUAAAAUAAGACCUCAACUCCACACGACUCCUCGUUCGAAAACAAGCUAAACCCAAAAUCAUCAGAAAAGCACAAUAUUCUGCCUCCUCUUGAACCAAGACUUAUGACCCAAGCUGAGCAAAAACGGAAAACUCACAAAAGAGGCAGUAAUUCUAAAGGAAAUACCUCUUUUGAUGUAGGUAUUUUCUCAGAAAAGGCUCUAAAACUGCUAGAAAAGAGCAAGAAUAUCCUUAAGAAAGAUCAGCAUCCUGCCUGGAGGCCUUCAGGGUCUAUUCCUCGCAAGAAUGGGUACAAUACCGGGCCAAAACUUUACUAUUAAACCUACUUAUGUAGCAAUUACGAAAUCUUCAAG